AUGGAUUCCAAGCUGCUGAAGUCGAUUCUCCCCAAUAAUACAAGAUUCCCCGAGUUCUGUGGUCUCCCAAAGGAUCAUAAGCAGAACCUACCCCUACGACCCGUCGUGUCGGCAUGUGAUAGUCCUGUCACGGGCAUAUCAAUCAUACUGGAACGCAUUCUACACCAGUUGCUAGACUUUGCCCCAGCGCACCUCCCUAAUACGAAUGAAGCCCUUGAUGACAUCUGCACUAUAUUCCCAUAUCUCCAAGCUCCAGAGGAGACAAUUCUUGCCACUUUGGAUGUCGUGGGCCUGUACCCGAGCAUUCCGAUUGAAGAGGGAGUCAACGCAGUGGGAGGAAUAUUGGAACAGCAUGUCAAAAGAAUGAACAUGUUCGGCCUUAACGUGUGCGAAGUCAAGGACUUGCUUCAAUUUGUUCUCACUAACAAUUUAUUCAGAUUCGGGCCACAAAUUUUCCACCAGCUAGAGGGAGUCGCAAUGGGCAAUAAUCUAGCACCACCAUUCGCAAUAUUGUUCAUGCACUCUCUGGAAACGCGCCUUCUUGCCGAUUCACCGGUUCUGCCUGUACUGUACACACGGUACAUUGAUGAUGCGAUCAUUCUCUGGACCCACGGUGAGAAACGCCUCUUGGAGCUAAUACAGCACUUCAAUGCAGGACACGACCGACUCAAGUUCACCUACGAGCUCAGCAGUAGCAAAGGCUGGAUUGAUACAUGGACAUGA
Molecule: messenger RNA, 723 nt
Organism: Sycon ciliatum
Lineage: Eukaryota; Metazoa; Porifera; Calcarea; Leucosolenida; Sycettidae
Exons: 1
Coding region: 1-723 (240 amino acids)
Source: RefSeq, a predicted model, not a curated record